Messenger RNA from Quercus robur (English oak), 1281 nucleotides. RefSeq names its product probable carboxylesterase 15. The record is from RefSeq and is a predicted model, not a curated record. Gene Ontology annotation, molecular function: hydrolase activity. The transcript is spliced from 2 exons. The coding region runs from base 115 to 1128 and encodes 337 amino acids. NCBI's taxonomy places the organism in Eukaryota, Viridiplantae, Streptophyta, Magnoliopsida, Fagales, Fagaceae.
GCCACAACCACAGUUAAUUAAAACCGAACUGCACUUUUUUUAACUCUUUCCUUCUUUCUUUCUCAAUAAAAACCUUCUUCAUCUCCCUUCCCUUUGUACACACAAAAUUAAAGCAUGUCUAAGAAUAUUAUUAACACUAAUUGCAGUACCACCCCUCAUGUAAUAGACGAUUGCAGAGGAGUCCUUCAAGUUUACAGUGAUGGCUCAAUUGUGCGCUCUCCUAAACCAAGUUUUAACGUCCCCGUCCAAGAUGACGGUUCCGUUUUAUGGAAAGACGUAGUUUUUGACGCCGUUAACAACCUUCAGCUCAGGCUCUACAAGCCGAAGCCGAAUCAGUCUUCGGCUCACUCCAAUUCCAAGCUCCCAGUGUUUUAUUACAUCCACGGUGGCGGCUUCUGCAUCGGCUCACGCACCUGGCCCAACUGUCAGAACUACUGCUUUCGGCUCGCGUCUCAGCUCCAAGCCGUUGUGGUGGCUCCUGACUAUCGGCUAGCUCCUGAGAACCGGCUCCCGGCUGCUAUUGAGGAUGGCUUCUUGGCUCUUAAGUGGCUCCAAGACCAAGCCGUGUCUGGGGAGGAGGGGAAGGACGCUUGGCUUGCUGACGUGGCUGAUUUUAGCCGAGUGUUUAUUUCGGGUGACUCGGCUGGGGGUAAUAUGGCUCAUCAUUUGGCAGUUCGGGUUGGAUCUGGGUCGCCUGAAUUGGCUCCGGUUCGUGUGAGGGGUUAUGUUCUGUUGGCACCCUUUUUUGGUGGGACGGUUAGGACUAAGUUUGAGGCUGAAGGACCGAAGGAUGCCUUUCUUAAUUUGGAGCUCAUUGACAGGUUUUGGAGGCUAUCUAUACCAAUUGGAGACACUACUGAUCACCCAAAUGUAAACCCAUUUGGGCCAUUAAGCCUCAAUCUUGAAACAGUGGAUCUUGAUCCCAUUCUAGUGGUAGCUGGAGGAAGUGACUUGCUGAAAGACAGAGCUGAAGAUUAUGCAAGGAGGCUCAAAAGUUGGGGAGAGAAGAUUGAGUACGUUGAGUUUGAAGGAAAGCAACAUGGAUUUUUCACUAUAGAUCCUAAUUCUGAAGCAGCAAAUGAGUUGAUGCAAAUCAUUAAACGUUUCAUUGCUGAAAAUUCCAACUAAGACUGCAUUCAUGGGCAUGUUACAUGAAAGCUCCACUGUAAGGGUGUUGGGUUGCCUUUUCAAUCUUCUUUGUAAGAAGUUCUUUGCUUAGUUACCCAUCUUCUAUGUUUGUGAAAUUGAAAAAUAUACAUAUGGAUUUUACUUUGUUUUGUA